AUGUCAAUGUCAAAUAAAUGCCACUUCUGUCAAAAACCCAGAUAAACAUAAGUCAAAGCAAACAUCAAUAAAAAUACUCACGGUUUUAUUAAAUUUUAAUUAGUCCUCAAGUAGCCUUCGUUGUGAUGCCAUUAAUACACUUCUCCGAACAGCUGCUUUGACUAAGACGAUGAAUCGACGAAAAAACUUACCUGGUAAGUGCGUCCAAGCAGUGACUCAAAUUCUUACGAAAUCCGCAGAUGCAACAAAAGGGAACACCGUGGGCCGUGCACACUCAACACUCAGCGUCUCGGCGGUAGAUUACUAUCUAAAUCUGCCGGUAUCGAAUCCUCCGUCGCCCGCGAUUUCAACGGUAACCUUAACCCCUGGAAGAAUUCGAAACAUCGAUCAAGACAUGGAGGCUUUGCGAGCGUCCAGACAAGACAAUCCCUUCAUCCAACAAAUUAUAGCCAGCAGAGAAAGUUUAAUAGAUAGUUUAGAAGAGGAGUCAGAUCACGCUAAUUUAAUGUCAAAGGAACUAUCCAUUGAUUUAGACGUAGACCCCCUAACUCUUCCAGAGAUGCACGAACACAUGAUACGAAGCCCCCCGCCGACCACAUGGCCGAAGUCGCCCAAUUUUAAAAUAUUCCAGUUUCCGAACGGAGAGGAGGAGACUUUGCACGUGGAGCUAAACGUGAGUAGGCGCUUUUCGUUGAAAAUUGUUCACAAAUUAUUGCAGACCAAAGAUAAAACCAAAAGUGAUCUAAAACCAAAACAUUCGAGUUGGGACGGGUCUGAAACGUCGCCUCUGAAGUCGCUAUCUAAGUCUCACCAUCACCACCACCACCAAGACAUGUUAUCGUUAUUGACACCAAAUUCGCUUCGAGCUUCUGGCGAGGACAGCAUUCAUCUGAUGGCCGAAGAUUAAACAUUCCAAUGAAUUUUACAUUCCUAUGUGGUAAUGUGAUAUACCGUUUUUCUAGUCAAAGUAUUGCAAAUAUUGUACUUAGUUGAGUUAAUUAUUCUCGUUGAAAAUUUAUGAUGCCAUAUAUACCAAAGAUACAGUGUUCCAAAAUGCCAUAAGUUACUAAAGCGGUUUAGUUGCUUUUAAGUGUCAUAUUUUGUUUACUGGAAUAGAGUUUACUCGGCUUGUAAGAAGGGUAAUUCAUAGCACAAUAAGUUCCAUAAGAAAUUGCGAAAUAUAUAAUUUUUAUAGGAAUAUAUAUUUAUGAAAUGUCCUAGUUUAUCAAGGCAUUGAAAACGGGAAGAGUUUCUUCCCGUUAAAGAAAUUGAUAUAUUUUAAUUAUAUAGCGUAAAUGAGUUAUUACUGUCCAUAUUACGUCAAUUUAAUUACAGGGUGGACCGCAAGUCCAUGACUUGGCGAUAUAGUGUUGAUCUUCAUUUAACUUAGCAACAAAUUCGAGAUUAUUUCUAGUGUAGUACGUUUCAGUGUUCAAAAAAUUCGACUAUUCAACGCAGAAUCUCAAAACCCUUGAGAUUGAUAUUAAUCUAACGUAAAUCUACAACAAUCUCUGAUUUCAGUAUUAUUAUUAUUAUUUUUAAUUGGUUUCAAACGAGCAGCUGAAACUGUGAGCGGUGCUGGUCACCACCCAAAUGGUACUUUGUGAUAUUGUUUGUAGUACCUAAUCUUAGUAUACAAUAACGUUUGAUACAAUUCUUCGAAUUAACAUUUAUAUUUUCCGUGUAUCUUGGAGGUUAUGUUGAGUUUGAACUUUGUACGGCGCGGCUCGAGGUGCAAUUCAUCUUUACAGAUGUAAGUGGUCUUAUAUUAAACUAAUGUAAUAUCUAUGUACAAAAUGCUCUGUGCUGGUAAUUUGUUUUAAAAAGUUGUGUGUCUUUUAUUUACAUGCUGUAUAUUGUAAAAAUGGUGUUGUGUAACGACGAACAAAGACACGUAAAACACGUAAAAUGUUGAUAGAUGGACUGCUGGACAAACAAGUUUAUUUAUUGCUUCUUGGUUUUCUAGCCCAUUCAAAGCUGAUGUUAUAUAUAGACACUUGGUUUAAUAGCAAAAUAUUCUACUGCUUUACUAUUACUAUAUUUACAGCUUGGCCAACUUCGUGGCUGAAGUUCGAGCCUAUCAUUAUUCGUGCAAUUUAUCGAUAGCGAGAGAAUAUUUUAUUGUUAAAUUUAUAGCUGCAAGACAUGGUAAAGCGAAUUAAAAUAAAAGAAGUUAUGAACUGUGUACAUGUUAAACUUUUGUAGAUUAAUGUCGUGUUACAUGUUGAAUAUAGGUGAACAUUUUUCAAAUAAAAGUAUCUAUUAUAAAA
Messenger RNA from Zophobas morio, 2270 nucleotides. RefSeq lists its product as uncharacterized. The record is from RefSeq and is a predicted model, not a curated record. The transcript has 3 exons. NCBI's taxonomy places the organism in Eukaryota, Metazoa, Arthropoda, Insecta, Coleoptera, Tenebrionidae. The coding region runs from base 170 to 907 and encodes 245 amino acids.